AAACAAUAUUAAGAAAAUUCCGAUAAAAUGAAGAAAAGCUUAUAAAAAUGACUUUUUUCAAUGGUGAAUUCUUUAUUAUAUAGUAAAUUUUUUUGUUUCUCCGCUCUAUAAACAUAAUUAGCAAAAUUAUAUCAUCCUCUUCCUUCUCUCUUCUUUUCCUCUUUGAGACCCUCAAAGGAAUCAUCUUUAGAUUCAUUCUAGGGCAAAUGCUCCCAUAAAUAAUCUUAAACAAGUUUCUCCUGGCUUCAAAAUCUGGUAGAGAGAAAUGGAAGUUCAUAUUGUUGCAAGAGAGGUUAUCAAGCCUUCUUCACUAGCUAUUCAACAUCAAAAACCCUACAAGUUCUCUCUUUUCGACCAGCUUACCCCUACAACUUAUGUUCCAGUUAUUUACUUCUACCCCAAUAACAAUAAUUCUGAACCCAAUCUCAUUCGUCAAAUCCUAACCCACUUAAAAGAAUCUCUUUCUCAAACCCUUGAUCUCUAUUAUCCCUUUUCUGGAAGAACAAAUGAUAACCUCUACGUGGAUCGUUUUGAUGAAGGGGUUCCAUUUUUUGAAGCUAAAGUGAAAUGUUCCAUGUCAGAUUUCCUUAAGCGACAUGAAACUGAGUGGUUGAAUCGUUUCCUUCCAUGCCGACCCUUUACCAAGGAAGUGAACAUGAGCAUACCCUUUUUCGCUUUUCAAGUGACCAUAUUUACUUGUGGAGGAAUAGCUUUGGGCUGGUGCAUGUCGCACAAGCUCUUUGAUGGAUUAACAGCUUCAGCUUUCGUUACUACAUGGGCUUCUAUAUUUCGUGGAGAGCUUCAGGAUGUUAUAAAACCAGAUCUAAACGAGGCAUCGCUUGUUUUCCCUCCAAAGAUUUCGUUUCCACAAAAACAUUUGUCUCUGAUGGAAAGCUUGUGGUUCACUAAAGCUAAUUACGUUACAAGGAGAUUUGUGUUUGAUGCCAAAGCCAUCUCCACUCUGCGAGAUAGGACAAAAGGCAAACUAGCGGUUCCACCGAGUCGCAUUGAGACUCUGUCAUGUUUCAUUUGGAAAUGUAGCAUGACUGCAUCGAAGAUAAUAUCAGGUACCACAAAGCCGUCUAUUUUGGCUGAAGCAGUGAAUCUCCGGCAAAAGACGAAGCCACCCAUGUCCGAUGCCUCCUCUGGUAAUUUGUUCUGGUGGGCAAUUGCAGUUGCCAACCCUACAGAUACAAACACAGAGUUGCAUGAUCUGGUGGGCCUGUUAAGUGAAGCAAUUGCAGUGUAUAAAAGUGAUUACACGCAUACUCUUCAAGGUGAAGAUGGGUUUGAAAUCUUGUCUGAUUACUGUGACCAGCUAGAAGAGUUAUUUUCCCUGGAGAAACCAGAUAUAUUUGCAUUUACGAGCUGGAGCCACAUGAGUUUAACUCGUCCAAACUUUGGAUGGGGAGAGCCCUUUUGGGUUGGUGUCAUGGGAAAAGCUGGUGCUGAGUUUAGAAACCUCACAGUAUUCAUUGAUACAACAGAUGGUAAAGGAAUAGAGGCAUGGAUCACCUUAGAUGAGCAAAGAAUGGCCAUACUGCAACAUGAUCCUGAGUUUUUAGCAUUUGCUUCUCCAAAUCCAAGGAUUUCUAGCCUGUAACUUGUUCUUCAAAGCUUAAUUACUUACUAUAUGUCAUUAUAGGCAGCAGGCUAUCCAGAUAUGCUCUGUUUGCAAUUAACUAAGCUCUAGUCAAUUAAUUUCCUUAAUUAGCUGUGUGUGUAAUGUAUAUAGAGCAAUAAUUGAUGUGGUUUCCUACUUAGCAGGUAUGCUUAUUGAGAAAGCCAAUUAAUUUCCUUGA
This is a messenger RNA of Manihot esculenta (cassava), 1802 nucleotides long. RefSeq names its product stemmadenine O-acetyltransferase. The transcript is spliced from 2 exons. The record is from RefSeq and is a predicted model, not a curated record. Lineage: Eukaryota; Viridiplantae; Streptophyta; Magnoliopsida; Malpighiales; Euphorbiaceae. Bases 266 to 1603 code for a protein of 445 amino acids.